AUGUCCGAUGUCAGCCCUGUCGCAGAGCUGCUGGGACAGGCGAUCUAUCAUUACGAGAAAUUGAGACCACUUUUGCCCACCUAUGGACACCUCCUUAUUUCCGCUCUUUUCCCAAUCUGGAUCGGCUCCCAUGCAUCCUUGACCAGACCUUCGUCCGCCGCCAAACCGCCGAAGAAAGACCAGAAUGAAGAUGAAGACACCGAGGACGAGAUCGGACCAGGGUUGUCGCAGAAGAUGGAAGGACUUUCACCAUCAGAUGCUUUGAUGCUUCCAGUGACUGCUGGACUUACGCUUGGUGGUUUAUAUUUUGUGAUCAAAUGGUUAGAGGACCCGGCCAUCUUGAACAAGAUCCUCGGCAUCUACUUCUCCCUAAUUGGCCUUUUCUUCGCCUUCAGCUUCUUGAAGGAUUUCUUUAUGAUAUUGCGGUCGUUUAUCUUCCCUCGGCGCUAUUAUCAACGUGGACAGCUGUGGGAGGUGGCACAGUCAGAGCGCAAGUUCAUCGCAGUUGGAAACACUUCAGUCGAGUCCCCGUCUGUCCGGUAUUCACCACUUGCUGGGAUAUGGGGCAUGAUCCCAAUCCCAGGCCUGAUAGCUAAGAUUAUUUGGAAAUGCCGAAACGCUUCAUUCCAGCGACUUCAGGUACGCGCCCAAGUGCGCGGUUUAUUCAGCUUCAAAUGUCGUAUUGGUCUCCUUGAUACCAUAAGCGCAGUGGUUGCAUUGUCAGCCGUGGGCUACUUUGCCUUUGUCGCAAGACCGUGGUGGUUGACCAAUUUCCUUGGAUUCUGCUUCUGUUAUGGUACCCUCCAGGCCAUGUCUCCGUCCACCUUUUGGACAAGCACUCUCAUCUUGGGUGCUCUGUUUUUCUAUGACAUUUACUUCGUCUUUUUCACGCCCUUGAUGGUGACGGUCGCAACUAAGCUGGAUGUGCCCAUCAAGUUGUUGUUCCCUCGUCCACCAAAUGCCAAUGACGAUCCUAGUACCACAUCGUUGGCUAUGCUUGGACUGGGUGACAUCGUGGUCCCAGGAAUGGUGAUGGGACUGGCACUCCGAUUCGAUCUUUUCCUCUAUUACCGACAAAAAGGCGCCCAAAAAGCACAGGCUGAAGGGUCAAAGCUGGCUGUCGAGAAGCCCGAGUAUCAGUCGCCAACUGGAGCUUGGGGAGAGCGCUACUGGGCCCCAUCAUUCCAGCGAGAAACCCCAGAAAUCAAACCACCUUACCAUGAUGCUCGCUCAUUUCCCAAGACCUAUUUCCAGGCUAGUAUAUUUGGCUAUGUUGCCGGAAUGGUCAUGACCCUUCUCGCGAUGCAAUACUCUAACCAUGCCCAACCGGCCCUUCUUUACUUGGUUCCAGGCGUCUUGACAUCUCUCUGGGGAACUGCGUUCGUCCGGGGUGAAAUUAAUACCAUGUGGCACUUUUCCGAUGAAGAAGUGGAAGAUGACGAAGAAAAGAAAGAAGAGGCUAAAGAGGAGCCCUCCACGAAAAGCCAGAAGGGUCUGCUUAUGCGCCUUUUCUCUGGCGAAGUAGACACCCCUAGGACAAAAGACGCCGACAGAACGUCUAAGCAGUCCGACAAGGAGAAGACCGACGACUCCAAGCCGACGAAAGACAACAAGGAGAAAAGGAACAAACCGAACAAUGAGAAUUUGGACCUGAUUUCCUUUUCUGUUUCGUGUCUUCGGAAGUCCAAAAGCAAGACUGAAGCCUCAUCGUCCGAAGAUCUUGACGACGAAGAAGACAAAGUGACGCAGGUCUAUCUGAAUGCCGAUGGGGACAAUGAGCCCCCGCUUAAGAGAAGACGGCGCAGUAUGAAGAAGCCAUCGAGCCAGUGA
This is a messenger RNA of Penicillium nucicola, 1830 nucleotides long. RefSeq names its product aspartic endopeptidase. The record is from RefSeq and is a predicted model, not a curated record. The coding region runs from base 1 to 1830 and encodes 609 amino acids. Gene Ontology annotation, molecular function: aspartic endopeptidase activity, intramembrane cleaving. Gene Ontology annotation, biological process: membrane protein proteolysis. The transcript has a single exon. NCBI's taxonomy places the organism in Eukaryota, Fungi, Ascomycota, Eurotiomycetes, Eurotiales, Aspergillaceae. Gene Ontology annotation, cellular component: lumenal side of endoplasmic reticulum membrane; membrane; cytoplasmic side of endoplasmic reticulum membrane.